AUGACUGAUACCAUACAGAACCGCACCUACGAAUUCCAGCAGUGCGUGGCGCUGUACGAUAAGAUCAACAAGCGAAAUCACGCCACCCAGGCCUCAAAGAGCCAACCGGCGAAGCGCCUGCCGUUCUCUCAACAGGCCCUGGUCAUCGCCAGAGAUAUCCUGCAUGUCACCGACUUAUUGGGCAAGCUUGCCCUCUUGGCGAAGCGGAAGCCGUUGUUUGACGACAAACCCGUCGAGAUUGGCGAGUUGACUUAUGUCAUCAAACAGGAGAUCUUUAAAAUCGAAAAUAACAUCCAGACGCUCCAGAAAGUGAUGAAGGGCGAUACUCUGAUCCAGGUCGACACCCAGACGCUGCAGUUCCUGAAAAACGUCGUUAACUUGCUCAAUACCAAGAUGAAGUCGGUGCUGGGCGAGUUUAAGACGGUGCUUGAGAUCCGCCAGAAAAACGAGAUUGCCAGCAAGACCCGCCAGGAAAACUUCCUCAGUGCUACCUCCACCGUCAAUUCCACCCGCACCCAGUCUCCUUUAGACCCCGUGGGGUCCAAAGCCGCCGGUAUCCAUUUACUGGAAAACCCCUACAUGCUGUACGAUGACCCUGCCGACGAGGUGUUGCUGCUCCCCAACCAACAGCAGCAGUUGCUCUUAAUGGAGGAGCAGCAGGGCGCCUACCUCCAGGAACGGCUGCGGGCAGUGGAGACGAUUGAGCUGACGAUCAACGAGGUGGGCAAUUUAUUCCAACAAUUGGCGACGAUGGUCAACGAACAAGGAGAGCAGAUCCAGCGGAUCGACGAGAACGUCGAGGACAUCAACUUAAACAUCCAGGGGGCCCAAAGGGAGUUGCUUAAGUACUACGCCCACAUCACCAAUAACCGGUGGCUUUUCCUUAAGAUCUUUGGCGUGUUGAUCCUCUUCUUCUUGAUCUGGGUGUUGGUGGGUUAA
Diutina rugosa is the source of this 939-nucleotide messenger RNA. RefSeq names its product t-SNARE syntaxin. The record is from RefSeq and is a predicted model, not a curated record. The coding region runs from base 1 to 939 and encodes 312 amino acids. Gene Ontology annotation, cellular component: endomembrane system; Golgi membrane; SNARE complex. The transcript has a single exon. Gene Ontology annotation, molecular function: SNARE binding; SNAP receptor activity. Gene Ontology annotation, biological process: intracellular protein transport; vesicle fusion; endoplasmic reticulum to Golgi vesicle-mediated transport. NCBI's taxonomy places the organism in Eukaryota, Fungi, Ascomycota, Pichiomycetes, Serinales, Debaryomycetaceae.